Molecule: messenger RNA, 2895 nt
Organism: Venustampulla echinocandica
Lineage: Eukaryota; Fungi; Ascomycota; Leotiomycetes; Helotiales; Pleuroascaceae
Exons: 2
Coding region: 1-2895 (964 amino acids)
Biological process (GO): protein folding in endoplasmic reticulum
Cellular component (GO): membrane; cytoplasm
Source: RefSeq, a predicted model, not a curated record
AUGGUAUUCGACUGUACUUACCAUUCUUUGGUAGCAGCAGCCCUCUUGCUGUUGUCUCUUGCCCCUCAGCAUGUCAAAUCGAGUACGAUAACAAGCUCCUCGGGGGCAGCGCCGACUGCGAGCAUCCCUUCGACUUGCGAAUUCAGAACAAUCAAUUACAUUACGGAUUCUUUGCCUCAACUCUGCUUCAAAUCAUCAUGGAGUGCUGAUGGAAUCUCGUCUACUAAGUCGAUACCCACCGAGGGCGGCACCGCGACUCUCAUAGCGCAAGCGACUGAACCAACCGAAAACUGUGAAAACUACAACCCGGGUCAAGAUACAAUACCCUCUGUAACGGUUAAUAUAAAUAUAUCAGUCGACUCCCCGACAGAUCGGAGUGGGUCCAUAACUUCAGAGGACCUCGAACCCAGCGAGUUGAAUGACGCCUCGUUUCUGUCCUUCGAGGAAUGGAAGAAGCAGGCGCUAGAGAAGGCUGGGCAGGAAGAUGCAAACAUUGGUGGGCGAAAAUCGAAUACAGGCGAGAAUAGGAGAAGGGAUUCGGAGCACCUAAACAAUAACCUGGACACUGUGGGAGAAGAGGGAGAAAUUGAACUAGACUUUGGUGCUUUUCGAGGCGAUGGAAAGAGCCAGGAGGCUUCGCAGACUGCUGAAGCCAAAGGUUCUGAAACCAGGGAGGAAAAUAAUGAUCCAGCAAAGGGCAAACGGCGGCAAGAUCACUAUCGCAGCAAGGAUGCUGGCAAAACUUGCAAGGAGCGGUUUUCAUAUGCAUCUUUUGAUGCCGGGGCUACGGUUCUCAAAACCCACGCAGGAGCUAAGAACUCCAAAGCUGUGCUGGUAGAGAACAAGGAUACUUACAUGUUGUCACAAUGUUCAACGGAAAAUAAGUUCAUAAUUGUUGAGCUCUCGGAAGACAUUUGGAUCGAUACUGUUGUCCUUGCCAAUUAUGAGUUCUUUUCCAGUAUGGUUCGCCAAUUCCGCAUCAGUGUCAGCGACCGAUAUCCUGUGAAAAUGGAGAAGUGGAAAGAUAUCGGAACAUAUGAAGCUCGGAAUUCUCGAGAAAUACAGGCAUUUCUCGUCGAAAACCCGCACAUAUGGGCAAGAUAUCUAAGGAUAGAAUUUGUAAACCAUUAUGGUAACGAAUAUUACUGUCCCCUUUCGCUGGUCAGAGUCCAUGGUACUAGGAUGCUUGAGAGCUGGAAGGAGUCGGAGGCAAUUGGAGAGGACGAAGAUCUCGAGAAUGAAGAUGUCGGGGCCGAAGAACAGUUCGUGCCUGAUGCCGUAGCAGAUGUUGUCCAGGAGGAAGAGAGACUAAAUGCUGAACUCCGCGAAGCUGCAAAAUCAGUUGUCAGGAAUGCACAUGCUGUUGCGGCUGAGGAUGCUCGCUCAGCGGAGGUUGAACGUUUGGCAAAUGCAACUACCCCGUGGAUCAAAUCUGCCUUUUUGUUUUCAAACAUACCAGAGGUAGUCGGAGAGGACGAAGUCUGCCUUCUAGCAGAGGCGCCAAUCCAGCCCGUUCCCGCCUCUGCAGCAACCAGCACGCCGAAAUCGACAGCUUCAGAACAUCCAUCAACCAUGGAUGGCGCCACUACCAUGGUACCCACUACUCAAGGGACGUCGACCGACGUUCAAACUAAUACACACGUCACAACGGAGAAUGCAACGAUGGCAGUGACCUCAACCGUUACUUCAACUCUGUCAAAUACUACUGCCUCUUCCGUCUCCACAACUUCGGUAUCUUCAUCUACAUUCUCACCACCACCCGUUUCCGCUGCAGCAAGUAAGACCCAGAAUACAACUGUGCCGCAUAAAAACAAGACAACAAGCACGUCAUCUGCAGCGUCAUCUUUGCCAACUAUACAGGAGAGUUUCUUCAAGGCCGUGUCGAGGCGAUUGCAACUACUGGAGACCAAUUCAACUUUGUCGCUGAAGUAUAUUGAAGAGCAAUCCAAAAUCCUAAGAGAAGCCUUCUCAAAGGUUGAGAAGAAACAACUCCAAAAAUCAUCCUCCUUCCUCGACACCCUAAAUAACACUGUUCUUGCCGAGCUUCGGGGUUUCAGGCAGCAGUACGACGAGAUAUGGCAGUCCACUGUGAUAUCUCUCGAAAGCCAGAGAGAGGAAUCGCGGAAAGAGAUUUUCGCAAUCAGCGCAAGACUCAACAUCCUCGCAGACGAGGUCGUCUUUCAGAAACGCAUGUCGAUUGUGCAGUCGGUUCUCGUACUCCUCUGCCUAGGAUUGGUGAUAUUCUCUCGUGUAUCUGCCAGCGGUCAGUUUGACUUCCCCUUGCAUAGCAGGAUGCGGAAUCUAUCCACAGAUACUUCUUUUCAGAGUGGCCCUGAAACUCCUGCGUAUCGCAGGAUGGGUUCUGAGAGACAUGAGCAAUCCUGGAGUGGACAUGCGAGGCACCAAUCCAAUGAAUCUGCUAUUUCCAAAUCGAUGAACAGGGAUGGCUCUCCACCAACCCCCAUCUCAGCAGACUCAAGAUCGGAACAUAAUUUCACACCACCUCCAGGUCCGGAAGAUGUUACCCCAGAAAUAGGAGGCGAUAUUCAAGCCUCUCGGCCGGAAUACUUAGAACCAUCAGUUCAAAGGCCGAGGUCGAGUUCCACAAUAUCGCAAGAACUUGGCAAUGGCGUAUCGUCUACUCCUACUUCGCCUCCCAGAAAACGAAAAAAGCGAAAAGGCUCACUUCGUCAACAACAAAGUCCCGCACCGAGCGGUGCAGCUGAAUCUAGGAAUGUCUCCCGGGAUUCUACUCCUCACCGUAAUCAAGUUAAUAUAAUUGUCAGCCCCUCAUCGGGGUUACAAUCGCCUCCAGAAGCGGGCAACGGGCCAGGCACAGCAUCGUUUAAUAUCACCCGCAAGCCGUUACCUGCUCUACCCAAGAAUGGCGGAUAG